Molecule: messenger RNA, 2922 nt
Organism: Coffea eugenioides
Lineage: Eukaryota; Viridiplantae; Streptophyta; Magnoliopsida; Gentianales; Rubiaceae
Exons: 5
Coding region: 200-2674 (824 amino acids)
Source: RefSeq, a predicted model, not a curated record
UCCCGAAUUCUGUCCAAGAAGCUGAGCAACUGCGGCCCUCUCCACCACCAUCAUCAUCCUCUCCAGAUUAUCUUCAUAAGCAUCCACCGGCCGGCAGACGCCUCCGGUAGCCGGUUGUAUCGUGGUUGGAUUCGUAGAUAGUAGCUUUUUGAAAAGCAGAGUUUUAAUCCCUAUUUGAGGAAGGUAGCAUACAAGCAUUAUGGAUCACGAGUCCAAAGGUAGAACAUGGAUUGGGAACAUAUACCACAAGUUUGAGGCUAUCUGCCAGGACGUUGAUGAUUUUGUGACUAAGGACAAUGCUAAAUAUGUAAAGAAUCAAGUGCAAACAGUUGGUGAAAGCAUGAGAACAUUAUAUUCUAAUGUGGUGCUUGAUUUUCAAUCUUCUUUGGAGGAUAUUAAACAAGCUAAAGUUCAGUCGGGGACCAUUGCACAAAAUAAUGCUCUAGGGAACAAUGCUAGAUAUAUGCUAGCUGACAAAGAAAAGCAGAGACAUGCCAGUGAAAGGGGAUCAUCUAAGGAGAAGGAUAAAGUUGAUUUUAGAAGUUGUGAUCCAGAUGAAGUGGACCAUCUGGGACAGCUCAGCCCUCCACCUUCUGCAGAUUUGUCCCAAGUAGCAGAAAAGGACUUGCGCAGGAGAGAAAUGAGUGAUGCUGCUUUCCACAAUAAAACAGAGAUGGUUCUUGAGGAGAAUGUCAAAAGAGAGGAUUAUUUACCAACUAGUAACUUGAAUUAUCCUAAAGAUGAAAAUUCAUCUGAAUUACCAUUAUAUUGGAGGGACCAGCAUCGACCAACUGAUAAUUUGGAGUUUCCUGUUGAUAAUUAUUUAUAUGGGCCAUUAGACAGUUUUAAUGAAGGAGAUCAGAGAAAGAGCUUCCAGGCUGGGUUUUCUCCAGAGGUUUUAGUUGAGGAUGUGGAGCUUAGAACAUCUGGGGAGGACUAUAUGAAAUGCAAUGGUACAGAUUUUUCUGAAGAAACAGAAACUUACUUGGUUUUUGAACAAGAUGGUGAAAAUGCAAUCAGCAAGGAGUCAAAGAUAUGUGCUGAAGACAAUGACACAGUUCAGGAGCGUCCAGCCUCUGAGCAUGCAAGUUCCUCUGAGGCUAAGAAUUUGUGGGAGUUAUUAUGGACACAGGAACAGCCAGAUUGUUAUGAUUCUUAUGCUUUGAAAGACAGAAGUACACCCAUGAGAUGUUCAUCUGAUGAUGAUAAAAAAUCUAUUGAUCUGGGGAAAUGUUCUCCAGAAAUUUUGGUUCCUGAUAAUGUGCUUGGAAUUGAUCCAGUUGAACAUUUAGCAGAUAGUAAUGCAGAUCCUGCUGAGGAAGCAGUAAAAAGCCUGACUUUAGAACAUAAUGGUUCUGCAGGAUCCACAAAACAUGGUAUGGGUCUUGAAGAGAACGGCAGAAAGGAGAAUCUGGUGGUUGAUGACAGAAGUUACUCUAGUUAUGGAAGUUCAUUCGAUUUUUCAUCACAUCCAAGGGAGGAGCAUUCUAAGGCUGCGGACUCAAAUUCUCUGCUGGAUAAAGGUUUGUGUGAAUCAUUACAUGCUUCCAUGAAUGAAGAAUAUUGGCCAACCAUUCAGGCAAAGUCAUCACCAGAAACUUCACUUAAUGAUGAAGGGCUCAGAGCUUCUCAAGAAGAAGAGGGAGAAUGUAAUAGACCAUCUUGUUCUAAUGAAACUGAAACUGAAUCUGACUUUUCUUUAGAUGGAUACUGCUCAUGCAUGUCCUCUAAUUUCGAUGUUGAGGAGAAUGGCUUUGGGGAGAAACAUGCAGCUCCAGAAGUUUUAGGGUGUCCUGGACAUAAUAGUAUAUUUGAGUCAUACUUAUGUUCGAGCAAGCUGCAUGUGGAAAAUGACGACUUCAGUUCUCAAAAUGGUGAAAGUUCACCUGGAUUGUCACCAAUUUCUAGGAAAGAAGACCAUAUAAUUACAAACUCUGCUAAGAUUUCACCCGUUAGUUCAGUUAAUGAUGCUGGGGUUAGAGCCUUCCUGAAGAAUGAGACAAUAUGCAAUUCACUUUCAGAUGUUUUGAGCACCAACCUAUCAUCUGAACUGGUUUCUUCAGAUACUUGUUGGGAGCUUAAAGUAGCUCAGACAGAACCUUCAAAUUAUACUGCAUCAACCGAACUUUUGGAUCUGUUAGAACUUCCACAGGCAAAUUCUAGUCAGAAAAUAGAGGAAGUCUGUUUUGAUGACACUGAUUCCACUGAUUGUUCGUCAGCGCUCUCCAGCAUUUCCUGUGCAUCCUUCUCUGAUUUGACCUCUGGUAACACAGCUGUAAGUGGGAUGCCUGCUUUCCCUAUGACUACCUAUCAACAACCCUUCACAGGGAUCUUUGGUGUCUCUGCUAAUGAUAUUGAUGAUGCCGAAAUGGAGACAAUCGAUCUGUCUGAUGAAGUAAAAGUUGAGGACAGUUGUGUCAUCAUGGUUAAUGAAAUACUCCAUGCUGUCUCAUGCAGACCAAGAAAAUUUAGAUCAUUCAAGAAACUGAUUCAGGAGGCUUUUGCUUCAAGAAGGAGAUUAAUCAAGGAGUAUGAGCAGUUGUCAAUUCGGUUUGGUGACAUUGAGGCAGAUACCAGCUUCCAUUCAGAGCAGUUACUUUCACCUUACAUGCCAUCUGCAUCAAGACCUUCACAAGCACAUGAUUUGGGUGAGUCAGAGUGGGAGCUUCUGUAAGGUUCAUUGAUCCUUGGUUGCAACUAUGCAGCCAAAUGGGCUCUACACAUUUCUUCCCUAGGCAGGUCUCUGUAAUGAAUCUCAAGCUGUCCUACGUCAAUAAGGGGGUUCAGAUUCUUUUAAAGUCUGCUGAAGCAACUAAAAGUAAAUAACACAAUCAUACAUUUUCUCCAAACCAUGAGCUGAUGGUUUUUCUUGCAAUAGCCCAGCAUUGACAACGCCUGAAUCAUAUAAAUGAAAAUGUACGA